Molecule: messenger RNA, 6552 nt
Organism: Drosophila suzukii
Lineage: Eukaryota; Metazoa; Arthropoda; Insecta; Diptera; Drosophilidae
Gene: l(3)psg2
Product: lethal (3) persistent salivary gland 2
Source: RefSeq, a predicted model, not a curated record
GACUCUUCCGCGGUCACACUGUGCUAGCUUUGGUUUUUCAUGAUGGCAUAAACAUUAUCCGGAAACGUACAUGAAACCGCAACCGCCGAGCUGGUGCACCGCUGCAAUCGACGAGGACGUCCGCCCGCGCCGCCCAAUCGAUACUACCGCUCGGCGAGGGAAAGCGCAGCGUGGAAACUCAGCAACGCGGCGCCGCCAUUGAGAGAGCUGCAUAAGAAAAGCGUGUGCUCCCGCAAACAACAAGAAAAAACUAACGAGAGGGGAGUGGAGUGAGAGGAAAACCGAUUUGAGGUCGCCGGAUGUGAAAAUGUCGCAAGCAACUGGAGGAUCAGCCGCCGGAAUGGACGACCAAGCACCUAGCAAUCUGGCAAAGCCACCGGAGGAUCUCCAGGACAUUGACACCAAUAGUCUGGAGCCGGGCGAAGUUGUGACCCCGCCCCAUCUUCAUCCGGGGAGUCCGGCCAUUAAGAAGCAACUUUCCAAGGACCUGAUGAUCAGCAAAACGUUGCGAAAGAUGCCAGGUGGUACUUUGGAACUGGCACGCAUGGAGAACGGCUCUUUGGGAACACCGAAAACACAACCGGAAGAGGCGGAUGAUAGCGAAGGUCUGUAUUCGGAUUCGGACUCCUCGGGGGAGGACCUCAAGAACCUGGAGGAUGUGCAAAAGGCCAGGAAGGAGAAACAGGAGGAGGCUGAAGCUGCUGCCCAUCCUCAAGCGCCACCCACGCCCUUUUUGGGCAUUAAUCCUUUAAGAUUCCACAUGAGAGCUCCUUGCUUUGACUUCCCCCGCAUGGGUUUUAUGCCCCGGAUGGCCAGGGGAGGACCCAUGACCAGGGGUAUGAGACCGCUUUUCUUUGGUCGCCCGCCCAUGCAAAAUCGUAUGGGAGCACCAAUGAUGGCUGGUUCACCAAGCCAAGGACCUCCGCCGGGAGCUUAUGGACCGCAGAAUCCUCCAGGUCCAGGAGAUAACAACAACUCAGGACGUUCAAAGCGACCCCAAUCGGAUGUAGUAUGGACAGCCUUGCAGCCGCCAGUGUCUUUUGUCUUCAAUCUGGUCACCGAGUGCUCGAACUCAAAGCACGAAAAGUGUAGGAGUAAAGCGGAACCUGCCACACAGAAUUCCACAGAAGCCCCCAGCGAAACAAAGGACAAGACCACUGAACAGUUAAAUGAAAUUGAUCGAUCCAGGGGCAAGACCAGGGAAAAGUCCCCACACAGAGAUGCCGAUAGAGGAAAAACAAGAGAAAGAACCCAGGAAAGAAAUCAAAAUCGAGGAAAAACUGAGGAACGGUCAAAAGAAAGCGAUUUAUCCAGAGGAAAAACUAGUGAAAAAUCCAAGGACAGGGAUUUAGGUAGAGGGAAAGCUAGAGAAAAGUCAAGGGAUAGAGAUUCAAUUCGAGGAAAAAAUAGGGAUCGAUCACAAGAUAGAAAUCAAGAUAGGGCAAAAAAGAGAAAAAGAUCAAAGGAAAAAGAACAAACUGAAGGUGAGUCUGAGACGACCGCAAUAGAUCGAACUACAGGAAAAGCAAAGGACCGAUCCAGGGAGAGAGAUCCAACAAGGCCGAAAACACCUGAAAGGUCACAAACGGGAGAUCAAAGCAGAGGAAAGACAUUGGACAGAGAACAGAGCAGGGCUAAAUCAAGGAAAAGGUCCAGAUCCAGAGAGAAGCGUCGAGAAAAAUCCAAGGAAAAGCUUGGCGAUAAAGAGAAUAACAGAGUCUUAUCCAGUGAAAAACUGAACGAAAAAACCAAAGUGCACAGGGAUAAAUCUAAGGUUGAAUCGCAGGACAAGUAUAAGGAAACGCACGAGGAGGGCCCAAAUAAAAAGCGCAGGGAAAAAUCCAAGGAAAAGGUCAGAAAACGAUCAAAGGAGAAAUCACCGCGAAAAAUUCAUGAUAAGACAACGGAAAAAAUAUCUGAUGUCAAACAAAUCAAAGAUUUAAAAGAAAAACCCUCGGAACGUAAGAAAGACACACUGCCGGAACAAUUAGUCGAAACACUAGACGAACGUUCAAAGGAUAAGCAAAGAAAGCGAUCUGGAGAGAAAUUAACAGCAAGAUGCUUAAAAGAAAGCGGUAAAGACAAAUCUAGGGUUCAUUCGAGGGAAAAGUCUAAGGAAAGGUAUGUAGAAAAACGCAGCGAUCUGUCGAAAGCGAAGGAGUUUGGAACUUCCAGGGAAAAGGGUGUUGAUAGAUCGAGAAGAGCAGCAACGCCGCAUGAUUCCUCCUACAAAAAUGCCUUAGAAAUCGAUCACGGCUCCAGAAAAAAGAGCGAGCCAUCUUCGUCAUGGGAGGACAGAGAAGGAACUCCACCAACAACGCCGCCACAUGUUCAUAUCCCCCUGACUCCAACUGGUGAAAUCCAGAAGCCGAAGUGUUUCGAUAUAUUUGCCGAAUCUCCGCCAAGAUUAAACACUGCCGUUACAGCUCCAGCUGUAUCUAUCGAAAGGAGUACUACGCCGCCAUUAAAGGCGACCCCCAUUUCCAUUCCUAUUGCUCAAAUUUCCAAACCCGACAAAUUGGCUCCUCUGCUCAAGGCCAGCGAGAUUCACAGUAGGAUUGGCGCUCUGCUCGAGGACAGUGAUUUGCAUUUGGAUGCCCUUUUGGCUACCAAGGAACAGUUGUUCCGUCGCACCAAUGAAUACAAGGAGAGGAAAGAGGCGCCCAAAGAAAUUAAAACAGAACCUCUGUCAAAAAAUAGAGAUAGGAGAUCCGGUGGUGAAAAAGCAGAGGUUGACCAUCACAUAAACCAAACCAGACAUAUAAAUCCCUUCAAGCGUGAAUCAGUAUUAAGCGGGAAGAAAUCUUCCUCACGUCCUUCAAGCAAGGAGAGGCGUCUUCAUCGAAACGACAGUGGCAGUGAAGAGAAUUGGGACACAAAUUUGGAAAGAGAAAGAAAUCAAUCACAUGACAAUCAUCAAAGUGGAUCGCAACCAAGACGCAGUGAUGAGUACAGAAACCUCAGCAUUAAGAUUGAAAAGGAUCUUACGCCCCCGCCUCAACAAAAGUCCUUUACUGUAACCACCAUUAAAACCGAACGCAAUUCCACGCCCCCACGAAAGGCGGAACGGGAAGUGCUGGUAAGAAAUGGUGCUGUGGCUGCCAAUGCUCCUCCACCAGCAAACGAGCAGGAAAGUCCCGAUACAGAUGACUACAUUGACAACUGGGAAAACGACGAUUCAAUGGCCAGUAUGCCGAAGAACGCCCCACCGGUUACUCCGACUCCUACUCCAAAUCCCAUUGUUUCUCUAAAUGCAACCCCCUUGCCUCCACCAGCUGCCCAAUUCAACGGCGAGGAUGAGGAUUCGAAUGCCUUGUGGAAUGCCAACAGCACUCCACCUCCUCGAACCAAAGAUGGGAACCUAGCCACGAGCAAUAUCCAUGAGAUAUAUGACAAGUUCAUGAAUAGUAUUAAGAUGUCAAACGAGGAUUUGGAGCCAGAUAUUCUGGAAACCUCCAAGAACAGUUCCUUGAGUAAUUCCGCUGCCGAUGAAAGUUCUUCGGGCACUGAGACUUCGUCAACAAGUAGCAGUAGUAGCGAAUCCGAGGAGGAUUCCAGUUCAGACAACGAAGAUGAUAAUGAGAACUCUUCGGAUGAGGAAUCCCUCGUAACAUCAGGAUAUUCUAUAACGAAUCAAGAUGAUACAUCUGGCAAGGAACAGCAGCAAAAAAAGAACAAUGUUAGCAAAGAUUUGCGCAAACUCAAAAGUCUUGAAGACAAUCUGGCCAGAAUUCAGAUGAUGCGUGAGAACUACGACGCUGGCGAUGAGAUCUCCGAGGAACUACUCAAAAUGGAAUCCCUGUUUCUGAUGCAGCGCAAUGCCAUCAUGGAUAAGUACCGCAAGCAGGAGCUUAAGAACAAUUCAAGUGAAGAUCAACAGCCAAUAGAUGAACAAGAAAACGUUCAGAAGGAAGUGGAAGCUCAGCAAUCAGCCUUUCCCGUAAACAACAUCUUUAAUGCCAAUCGUGAAGCCAUCAAACUGACUAUUUCGCCUCUGAAACUCACAAGAAAACCGGCAAUUUUCGACAAGGAUGAACCAGAGCAACCGGAACCAUCCAAGCUUUCUGAGGAGCCUCCUAAAGCACCACUGCAAAAGCCACCUAAGGAGAUUGCCAUUGUUAAACCCACUAUUGUGAAAUCCCGUUCGAAAUCUAGGACACUGAGGAGUCCACCACCGCCGACAGGAAGUCGUCGAAGGUCUCGUUCACGUUCCAUAUCCAGAAAUAGAUCCCGUCGUCGCGGCUCGAGGGUCAGGUCGCGUUCUCCGAGCCCCAGACGCUGGCGUCCUCCAUCGCCGAGGAGAGGAUCAAGAUAUGCUAAGAGAAUCGGUGGAGUAACAGUCGGAGGAACUAAAAUUGGAAGAAGUCGCAGCAGAAGUCUAACAAGGAGUCGAACUCGUAGUAGGAGUCCAAAUAGACGAAGACGUGCGCUACCAAUAGGUGGAAAUAGGAAACGUAGUUCGUUGUCUCCUAUUCCACCUAAAAUGGCUGGUCCUCGGUCACCACCUCCUCCCCGCCUGCGUCGCUCAUUAAGUCGAGAUAGGGAGCGAGAACGGGAGAGGGAUCGCUUCUCUCGCUCGCGUUCCCCGUUGCCUUUUAAACCACCUUCGCCGCCAAUGCGACGCAGUUGGUCCAAAAGCCGUUCACCAACCAGGAGGAGAUCGUUCUCCAGGUCUCGAUCCCGAUCCAUAUCUCCAAGAUCUCGUUCGCUUGGAAACGAAAGCUUUGUUAACUAUUUUGAGGAAAAUCAGGGCAUGGAAGCGGCUGCCUACUACUACAACAUGUCAUUGAUGCAGCAGGAGAAUCAGGAUACAAUGGGAGAGGGCUAUGAUGCGUAUGCCGCCUACAUGGACUCCGCCUACAACAUGGAACAGGCCUAUGCCCAGUACUCCGAAGACUAUUCGAACUCGUAUGGGGAUUAUAUGGGUGAAGUAUCUUCGUCACCUCAGCCACCUGGAUCAGUACUCAGGGAACUCCCUAUGGCACCGAUGGUACCCAUGGAAUCCAUUCCUCCUACGGCAGCGAUUGUUUCAAUGCCACCAAUGAUGCCUUUAUCAUCGGUAAUGCCGGUGGCUGUGCAAAAGGGAAACGUUUUGGAGAUAGUACCUUCUGGCGAGGACACAACGGAAGUGGAGGACACUCCGUUGCCAGUUGCAAUAGAAGAACCAAUGGAAGACAAUAGUAAACCUAAGCGAAAAAGCGUGAACUUUGUGGAUAACGUGCUGCCCACCUACGAGAGCGAUAACGAGGACCGCGCCUUUGUUGGGAUGGCGGUCGAACGCGCGCUGCGAAAAUAUCAGGAGCGUCGCGCCCAAGCAGCUGCCAAGCUGCAACAGAUUCGGGACGAGUUACUUGCAUUGCCUGCGCCACCGCCGCCUCUAACACCCAAGCCAGCCAACUUAGAAAAGGCCGUCUUGGUGCAAAAGAAGCCCAAGUUCCGGUACUUCCAUUUUGAUCCUCUUAAAGGAGCAAUAGUAAAGUCGCACGCACGAAUGCUACGUUCACCUAACCGCCCGCCAUUCGAUCCCAAGCAUUUUGCCAUGCUGAUGAAGACCGGUCGCCUGCCUCAGAUGCCGCCAGGGUUCCUGCGACUUCGCCCGCCAAUUAUUCCUGCGCAUGUGGAUGCUGCCACAAGGGCAGUGAUGCUCAAGGAGUUCUUUAGCAAACAUCCACCACCUCCACUGCCGAUGCCCAUGCCUUUGCCGGAUGGAAUGCCCUAUUACCUGAGUGGACCACCUCCUAUGCCAAGUGGAGCUGUACUUUCUCCUGUGCCUAUUAAUGUGCUACCGCAGCCCAUUCCCGUUUUGGAUGGAAGUGGUUAUCAGGGCUACCCUCAGCCGGUUGCCAUGGUGCCAUCGCCUGUUCCGGUUCCUGUACCCGUGCCGCUACCAGUGCCCGUGCCUGUUCCAUCUAAUCCUACGCCACCGCCUGCGAUGAUACCUCCUUAUUUCACACCUCCACCUCUGCCUGAGCUGCCAACUCUACCCGAACUGCCGUCUCAAUUCACUGUGAACUCGGUGCCCACCAUUACGGAGAUAAUGCCGGUGGAUAUACUGCAGAAACUGGGACCGUUGCCGAAAACUUUAGACGUAGAUGAUGGGGGAACAGCCAGCCCGGAGGAAGCCAGCAACGAUCUCAAGGAGUCUGAAACCAAGCCAGCCGAACAGCCAGUGGUGGACAUUCAGCCGCAACUCCUUGUGGAGACUUAGUAGUGGAUCCAUCUCUUGAUAGUUUGAUUAUUUAGCCAAUAGUUUUCCUUUAGAUAAUUCGCUUCAUGAUCAUGAAUAUCCUUUACUUUAAUACUUAAUUUUAAAAAGUUUUGUUUAUAUAAUUUUUUUAAUUGACCAUUUUGUAAACAAGAUGCAUUUAUUGAUAGAAGUCGUUUUAGGUUUAUUCAGCUCUAAGUUUGUAUGUCAUUUAUAUAUGGUUCGACCUGACCAAAUUCAUUGAUUUCUACAAGAAAAUAAAAAUGUAAAUAUUUCAGUGCGCUUAAGAAUUAUACACAUUUCGCAACAUUACGAAUAUAUGAGUCAUUUAUUAAAACGAAACUUGA